Auanema sp. JU1783 is the source of this 855-nucleotide messenger RNA. The record is from the annotation of a GenBank genome assembly. NCBI's taxonomy places the organism in Eukaryota, Metazoa, Nematoda, Chromadorea, Rhabditida, Rhabditidae.
AUGGUUGUUAAUGUAUAUGUUUCUGCUGUAACUACUGAUAAUGUUUCAAGACAUGAACUUCUCGCUUGGGUGAAUGAUCUUCUCAAGGCUUCCCUCUCAAAAAUUGAGGAAAUGUCCACUGGUGCUGCUUAUUGUCAACUAACACACCUUCUCUUUGGUGAAGAAAUCAGUUUGAAAAAGGUCAAAUGGAAUAGCAAAAAUGAAGUUGAUCAUAUCAACAAUUGGAAAAUUCUUCAAACGGCCUGGAAAGCGAUAGGAAUCGACAAGCCUGUACGAGUAGAAAGCUUGAUGAAAGCUAAGUUCCAAGACAAUUACGAGUUUCUUCAAUGGUUCUUCAAAUUCUUUAAAGCUAACUAUACUGGUGAGGACUAUGAUGCUCUUGCUGCCCGAGGAGGAGAGGCUUUCCCUGCUGGAGGACGCGGAGGUCCUCGAGUUGCCCGACCGGCACCAUCUCGAGCUCCUACUACCACUACUACUACCACCCGACCGGCUCCCGCAAGAACAGCUGCUGCUGCCCCUGUAGCAAACGGCGUUGCCAAGCGCACUUCUCAACCUGCUUCGAACACAAGUGCUCAAAAGUUGGAAGAGGAAAAUGGAUUCCUCCAACAACAACUACAAGAGAUGGGUGAAUCCUGCACAGCUAUUGAGCGGGAGCGGGAUUAUUAUUUCGAUAAGCUUCGUCGUGUAGAAGACUUAUGUACCAUGAUUGUAGCUGAGCAAAAGCAAGUGGAUCCUCAAGAAAUUUUGAAUAUUCUCUAUGAAAAUAAUGGUGCUGUUCCUGAGAACGAAGAGGGUGCUGAAGAGGCUGCUGAGCAAGUCCACAGCAUCAGUCUAGAUGACGGAGAAACCUUCUAA